AUGGGUUUACCCCAACCUUCGACAGUCGCGCCAACAACAUUGCGCACCUCUAUUUCUUGUCCUCCACAUUUUAGAGGAGUUAGUGCCUGCGAUUUGGAUGGGCUUCCUGCGGGAAGGUCUAGCAGCAGGGUGCUUUCGUACCCAUUGAUAGGUGAUUUUAAUAGAAAGACCACAUUAGAUGGUCCGAAUGAAUCAAAUGGGUAUUCUAAUGACAAUCAUGAAUUUGAACAUGCAGACCUCCGUGGACUAAAUAUUGAUUCAAGGGAUGGAAAUUCUAGAUCUUUUCCUAAAUUGGUGCCUUCUGUCCACAUGCCGGCAAGAAGGGUUGUGGGCUUUGAUUCUGGUUGUGAAGGUUUUGAUGGAACAGAAACGAAUAUGGUCGAUUCAUCUUUGGUCAACAGUAAUUGCCAUUUGCCAUUUGAUCAGCAUGAACUCCAGGCAAGGAAAAGACUGCUCUCUCCAUUGAAAAAUGUGCUCCCUAAACAGUUCAAUGGUGAUAUGCUCAAUCUUUCUUCUGGUGAUUCUAGAUUUAGGCAUUCUGAUUCAGCCGAUAAACUAUACAGUACUGGCUCCCAUGAUAAUAAAAAAGCCAACACAGGAUGCCUCAAUUCUUUUGAAACACGGGAUACUCCAACCUCUAGGUGCUCCAGCUGGAGCCCAGAAUGGGAUGUUACUAGGAGCAAUUCUAAUUCAUUCACUGAUGGUCCUUUACUUGGGAGCAAGGAUUCUGUAUCCUAUUAUGAUCAUCUAGCAGCUAGUGCAAAAUUAACACACUCUCCGCUUUCUCUGUCUCCUCUCAGCCCUAAAUAUAUGAACAAAAUUAAGGUGACAGGAUCUCAAAGAUCUAUAAUGAAAGAUCUUGAGAAUGACUUCCUAGAUUUAAAGGAAACUGGAGGUUCUGACGGAGCUAGGAUGCAGGAUGUAUCAAAAGGAACUAACUUGUUACAUGAUGAACUUGAAGUUAUGACACCUAAAUGGAGUUCAUUGAGAAGAUACAGAAAUUGGGGCCCUGAAUCUUCCCCUACAUCUCCUCGAAUUGGUUAUGGUCGGAGUUUGUCUUUGCAUGUAAGGAGGUCACUCGUUGGCUCCUUUGAGGAGUCCCUUUUAUCUGGUCGAUACUCGUAUGGAAAAGACAGUCAGACAAUUGAUGGUUUCUUAGCUGUUUUAAAUGUCACUGGUGGUAGUUUCUUCCCCACAACUCAGAAACUUCCAUUCUCAGUAACAAGCAUCGAUGAGGAUAGCUCCUUAUUGUACUAUUCUUCUAUUGAUCUUGCCGGGAGGUUGCCUUCUAAUAACAGCAAAAGCCCGAAGAUCCAAAGAAGCUACAGUAAUAAUGAUUCACGAUCAGCAAAGAGUCGUUUACGCAUCCCUGUUAAGGGUCGCAUACAACUGGUGGUUAGCAACCCAGAGAAGACUCCACUUCAUACUUUCUUCUGCAACUAUGACUUGAGUGACAUGCCUUCUGGAACCAAGACUUUCAUGCGGCAAAAGGUCACACUCUCCCCCUCUGUCUUGCACUCUAAUCCAGUGGAAGAAGGAAGCAAGACUUGCAAUGUUAAUGUUGGGCCCAAGUCUUCUCAGUCAGUUUCAUGUGGAAGUGAACCUAGUGAACGGGGAACUCUAUGUUCUGAAUGCUGUGGCGGUGGACAGAACUGCAACUCAAAUGACGAAUCAGAAAAAGGAGAUCCAAAAACAAGAUGUCGAUCAUUGGAUAGUGAUUCUAAUGAAUCAAAUAAGUCUAGUUCUCGUGGAAAUAAGAAAGACCAUUCUGAUUCUGAUGGUUGCUGCUGUCAAAUGAAUAAGUUUGGCAUAGGAGAAAAGCAAUCAUGCUGCUCACCUUCUAAGAUCAACGAUAGUUCAGGUGGAGCUGUGCUUCGAUAUGCUUUGCACCUUCGAUUUCUGUGCCCCUCCAAGAAAUCCUCGAAAUCAAUGCUUCGGUGCAAAUCUGAUCCAUCAUCGGCACCACAUAGCAACAAUACAGUACCCGAGGAAGAGCGGAGGUUCUAUCUCUACAAUGAUCUUAGAGUUGUAUUUCCUCAAAGGCACUCAGAUGCAGAUGAAGGCGAGAUGCGAGUGGAGCAUGACUUCCCCGCCGAUCCCAAGUACUUUGACAUAAGCAACUGA
Molecule: messenger RNA, 2124 nt
Organism: Miscanthus lutarioriparius
Lineage: Eukaryota; Viridiplantae; Streptophyta; Magnoliopsida; Poales; Poaceae
Source: the annotation of a GenBank genome assembly